Molecule: messenger RNA, 5719 nt
Organism: Equus caballus (horse)
Lineage: Eukaryota; Metazoa; Chordata; Mammalia; Perissodactyla; Equidae
Product: putative testis-specific Y-encoded-like protein 3
Biological process (GO): nucleosome assembly
Cellular component (GO): chromatin; nucleus
Molecular function (GO): histone binding; chromatin binding
Source: RefSeq, a predicted model, not a curated record
AUAUACAACUAUGUACUGGGGGGAUCUGGGGAGGAAAAAAAACUCGCUUAAACAAUUAAAUUUCUUAGAACGGAAAAUGCCAGAUGUAGGGUACUCUUUAGGUUAGGAUUGACCCAGCGACUCAAACGUGGUUGGCCUUAGCAUUCCUAUUUCUCUCUGCCCUAUCUUGUGCAGUUGUGACUUCAUUCUCAGGCCCUACAAAGUGGCUUGUCCCUUUGUGUAGGAGUAGAAUGCUGCCACCAUUCCACACCUGUCAUUCUCACACAGUGCCGACUAUGAAAAGAAAGGGACCCUUUUCAGGCUCUCAGGAGAGGAGUCUUGUUACUCAGAAGCCCCAGUAAGCAUCACCUAUCUUAUUGGGCUUGAUGGGGUUCUGUGCCAUCCCUAAACCAGUCACUAUAAGCCAGUGAUGACAAGGCUGAGACGAGGGGAGGAGGGAUUUCUCAAAGGAAAUUUGGGGUACUGUUAGAAUGAGGAAUGGAUGCUGGUUGUUCAAGAAGACAGAUGUCAUCCACUGCCCAAGGUGCACAGCUGGUGAUAGUUAGGACCUGACCUUGCUCACACUUGUGCCUACCCAUUGGAUUCAGACAGACUGUUAGGCUGACAUGUCUUCACCUGACGCCAUUGCUUGGCCAGUCUUUAACGAAGGUAGUCAUCACUGUCCUGGGCCCCAUCUCUUCUACUGAGAUUCUUCCAUCCAGCGCUCAGGCUGAGCUAGCUUUUCUGUGGCUUGGAACCAGUGUCCAUAGCCAAGCAGUGCAAGGCACUCGAGUCCAACCCAAGAGUCCAGGGAAUGUUAACAAGUGUUAAUAUAACAGGUGUUUUGUGUACAAAGGCAGUGGGCUGGCUCUUCCUCUCUUUGACCUUCCAUUUACUUGACAGAUAUUCACUGUCACCCCAAUGAGUCGGAUACCAGCUAGGGCCCCAAGGGAAUCCACCUUGCCCUCUAGGGGGUGCAUACCCUAGGAUGGGCCUGGAGGCUCAGGGCUACCUUUCCAUUGGAUGGGAGGAGGCUGAAGGCUUUCUGUAGGAGGUGGCAAGGACUUCCAGAUCGGGGAUGGAGUGGGUAUGGGCAUUAGGUGUACUGACCUCUAUAGGCCACAGGUUUGGGAGCUGAGAGGACAGAAGUGUGGAUGCAUUUGCAGGAUCAGGGCUGCAGUGGCUGGUCCAUCUUACCCUAUCCAAGCGUAGACCCUGUACUUCAGACGAGUUCACAUUUGUGAAAUGUCUGGUACAGAGCAAGGGGUAGAUCCCGGGCCUAGGACAAGGUGAAGCAAUGUCCACCUUUCAGCCUACCAGCCUAGAAGGAUCCACCUCACGUGAGGGAAACCAGACAGAUGCCCACUUGCUCCCUGGUUGGCAGUGUUUGAGAGCUUCCCUUGCCCCAGAUCCUUCUACUCUGACCUUGUUUCUUCCUUUCUUAUAAAUAUUUGAGCACCUCCGUGUGCCCGACAAUCACCAUCAUCUGCGGGGCCCAGUCUGAGUCUAGUCAGUCUGUGCAAGGGAUACCUCAUGACCCCUCUGCAUACGGCUAAUUUAUCCUGUGCAAAGUUCCAAGGGUCCUACAGCUGUCCCAAAGCCGUAGUCGGGGGUGGGCGCCGGGCAGCUCCCACCUGCCUACCGCAAAUACGCAGAUACAGGCAACAGUAACCGCCUGGAGUGGUGGCUGUGAUGGAAGGUUCUCUGUCCGUGACCAGGUUUGGGCCUGACCCCUGGUGCCUGCUGGGAACUGCUCUUUAUUGGUACACCCCUGCACUUCACUCCACCUCCACGGCCAGCGCCCUACUAAGCUGGGGCCAGUCGUGUCCGGCGCCCGCGGUCGCACCCCCACCGGGCAGCCCCCUGCCCCUCUGCCAAGCCUCCAGGCCCCUCGACCCCCGCAGUCGGGGGACACUUGCAAAUCACAUCCGGAAAGGGGGGGCGCGAGGGGCGGAGCGCGCCCCCGGGAGGAGGAGACCGCAUCUCCCCGCCUCCCGCCCGCGCUCACCGCCAGCCGCCGAGCCGUCCCUCUCGCGGAGCCUGCAGUGUCGCCCGUGCCCCGAGCCCCUGCAGGCCAGAGGCUCCCGCAGGUGAUGGCAGACGAGGGUGCGAGGGACGUGGAAACUGCUGCGCGCCCGUCGCCCGGCCAGGCGCAGGGAGGGGGCGCGCCCCCGGGCCCCGCGGCUGGGGCCCGAGAAGCCGGGAGACGCGGGCACAUCGACCCCGUAGCCGGCCCCGGGACCGCCUGGCCUGACCCGGGGCGCCGGGAAGCGGCCUCUGUGGCGACUGACCGGAGCCCGGAAAACGGCCUUAUCGAAGAUGAGGCCCCAGAAACCUGUGGUGCAGAGGGGUGGAGGGCUCGGGUUGGAGCUGGCGGGAAGGCCGAGGAAGUGACGACUAAGGAAGGCGCCAUCUUCGAGGAGGAGGCAGAGGGAGAGGUGGAGAAGCAGCAAGUGGGAGAGGAUAUGGAGGUGGUGGAGAAGCUGGUGGAGGAAGAGAAGCUGGAGGUGGAGGUGGAGGCGGAGGCGCAGGAGGGCCUGGGGCCCCUUAACCUGGAUGGCCCGGUUGUGGACCCACUGGAGGCCAUUCAGUGGGAACUGGAGGCUGUGAGCGCCCACGCGGAUAGGGCCUACCUGCAACUCGAGCGCAGGUUUGGGCGCAUGCGCCGCUUGCACCUAGCCCGUAGGAGCUUCAUUAUCCAGAAUAUUCCUGGCUUCUGGGUCACCGCCUUCCUGAACCACCCGCAGCUGUCAGCCAUGAUCAGCCCCCGAGAUGAAGACAUGCUCUGCUACCUGAUGAAUUUGGAGGUGAGGGAGCUCAGGCAUGCCAGGACUGGCUGCAAGUUCAAGUUCCGCUUUUGGAGCAACCCCUACUUCCGGAACAAGGUGAUCGUGAAGGAAUAUGAGUGCAGAUCCUCAGGUCGGGUAGUAUCAGUUGCAACUCGCAUCCGCUGGCACCGGGGCCAGGAACCCCCUGCUCUGGUACACAGGAACCGAGACACUGUCCGCAGCUUCUUCAGCUGGUUCUCACAGCACAGCCUUCCAGAGGCCGACAGGGUUGCCCAGAUCAUUAAAGAGGACUUGUGGCCCAACCCCCUGCAAUACUACCUGCUGGGGGAUAGGCCCCACAGAGCCAGGCGAGGCCUCGCCAGGUGGCCCACAGAGGCUCCUUCUAGGCCCUACAGGUUCCAGUCUGGCUGAGUCCUGCCCUGGGACCUGGCCCCUACAUAAGGUUCCCUUCUGCCUCCUGUGGACCUGUGCUUAGGCCAGUGAUGGCACCCUGCUGUCUGCUUUCUCUUCUCUGCACUCUGGCCCCUCUGGACAUUCAGUGGAUGCAGCUCCAAGAUUGUGGGCUUCGUGGCCAAGCCCUUCUGUUUCCAUGUGGCCUUCAUGCAUCACGUGACUGUCACUUGCCAGUGUCUACUCAAGCACCCAAUGCUAUGGACAUGUACGGCCAUCAUCUUCAUGUCCUGGACCUUUGAUCAUGGCCUUCCCACCCAUUUUUGACAUGGGCACCCACAAGUCAUUGCUAGAAGGACCAGUGCCUCUUUGAGGCCUACUACUUCAAGGCUACAAGGUGCUGGGCUUCAUAUUUAUGCUGGUCCUGCACACUGUGUGGCAAGCUGAGUCUCAUCACCCAAGAUGAAAUGGGUGCACUUGGUGCUGGCUGUCAACCAGACUUGUACAUUCCAGGGCCUCGGGACCACAGGCCAGGCUACUGGACUGUUGGGCAUCUAGCAGAGUGGGCAUGCAGCCAGCAGAAGGCUGCUGGGCGUGGGUGAGGUCAAGGGCAUGAAGCAGUGGGCAAUGCAUUGUUUGUGACCACGCUGCUCUUCUUACCCCUGUGUUGAUCCUACCUUGUGGCCUACUGUCAGCUUGCAGAGGUCUGUACCAUCGCCCUUCUCGUGAGUUUUGCCCAGGCUGCCACUAAUCUUGUCACCUGCUCCCAGGUCUAUAAGGCCCUCAAGAACUGCCUGUGGACCCAGGUGGGCCACCUGCCAAUGCACACAAGAGCUCCCAAACCCUCAGGAACUCUGCAGCACCGGCAUAUCUGGGCAUUUGCUCAAGGCAAGGCAACAACGAGGUCCCUUCCAGAAGCCUACUACCCUGAGCCCGUCACUGGAUUCACACAGAAUCCAGCUCCACCAUCUCCACCUGUUUUUAGGCCGCCAGGUUGGGGGUGCUGGGGAGGGGUGUUUCUGGUCAUGUAGGCUGUCUGCACCUGCCUAGAUCGCACAUCUUUUUAUUUUCUUUAAAGUGACAGCUCAGAAACAGAAAAUAAACUGAAGCAGCAAGGUUCUUCACAGACAGCUGAGGAGACGGCUUUCUUGUUGGCUUUGCCUGUCUUUGGUUGACUGCAGAGGGGGAGGUUGUUUUCUGCUACCCAGGCUCUCUUUGCCCGCUCUGCUCCCAUGCUCCGCCCCCGUCAGCAAGGCCUGGGAUCUUUAAGGGGGGAAAGAGCAGGGCUGCUGAACAGAGAGACCAAGACGUCUGCCUCCCCAGGGGAGGAGAUAGUUCACUGUUUUUGUUUCGUGCUGUGUCAUUUUAGACUAACUUUGGCCCCAACUCUACUUUCUUCUUCCAGCGGGUCCAAACCUCCCCCAUGGGAUCCUGUAGGUAUAAGAGCCUAGCUGCCCCCACCAAGUCCCCCUCUGCAGGCUUUCAGGACUGUCUCCAUUUAAUUGUGGGGGUCACCAUAUCCAGGCCCCUUCCCAUGGAAGGCCUUGUCUUCUGCUCCCCAGGCCCUGGGGAGACCUUGACACAAAAUAAAGGAGCAAGUCCUCUCAGCAGGGGAGUGCAGGAGGGCCAGAGCCAGCCAGAAAGGCAGAGAUGGCUGAGAGUCCAUGGGGAGGUGGGAGGAGAGCCCCUUGAUUCUUCCUAACUUUUCUUUUGUGAGGGAGAUUGGCCCUGAGCUAACAUUCAUUGCCAAUCUAACUCUUUUUCCUUGAGGAAGAUUGUCACUGAGCUAACGUCUGUGCCAAUCUUCUAUUUUGCAUGUGGGAUGCCUCCACAACAUAGCUUGAGUGGUGUGUAGGUCUGCACCUGGGAUCUGAACCCACAAACCCUGGGCCACUGAAGCUGAGCGUGUGACCUUAACCACUACACCACUGAGCCAGCCCCACUUCCUAACUUUUUUGAUUGACCAGUAGGUUUUUAAAAUGAGAAGAAUAACAGAACACUGCAACUUUAGAGGCUGUCUCAGUCCAGGUAUGACCUUGUGUAUGUAGAAAGUUACUGCUAUAUAUAGUUUUUCAUUUUGCUGCUUUUAAGGAAGACCCUAGGCAUCCCCUUCUCUGGUUCUUCAGACGGGGGAAACUGAGCUGUCCACGCCUGCUUGUUGCUUUUAGUUGAGAACAUUUAUAAGAAUGUCAGUGUAAUCUUUCUCUGCCAUUUGGAAACUUUGUAGCUAUUCGGGAUUGUAAUCAAGUUGUUGUGGUCUGUUAAUAUCACCCUGUACUUAGAAGUAGUUUGAAUAGGGUGGUUUUGUAGGACUUAAGACCGGAAAUUGUUCCCAUGUUCCUCAUGUUUUGUGAGGAUAACCUCCAAAAAUAAAUCUGUAACUCUGAUGGUCUUGAUUCUGAGCCCCAGUGGCCACGUUGUGAUUGACAUUGCUGUAACUGACAUCUCUGCUUCUAAACAGAGUAUUCAUGAGGUGCCUUUGUCCAGUUGGAGGAGGAGUCGGCACUUUGUCUUCUGUAUGCAUGAUGAAAAAAUAAAAACCUUUCAGUCUGGGGAAAAAA